Sphaeroforma arctica JP610 is the source of this 326-nucleotide messenger RNA. RefSeq lists its product as hypothetical. The annotation marks the transcript as partial. The record is from RefSeq and is a predicted model, not a curated record. The transcript has a single exon. Lineage: Eukaryota; Ichthyosporea; Ichthyophonida.
AUGGCAACGCGUGAACUCCGCUUCCGCCUGCUGUAUCCGGGGGAAGAAGACCGCUAUCAACUCGACACUCCACUGGAACAUCACUGCUUUAGUAGCCUCUCAUUUCGCAUCCCGACGAUAGUAGCUCCUUACAUCACAAAAAGGUAUAUGUUCACGCUAGAAAAGACCCCGGCUGGUCUCACAUGCAUAGGCUGUGGUAGAACCCCAUUUACUACCUCACACUUCACAUGUCCAAACGUGAUGCCCUAUGUGUCCAAACUAAUCACACCUCGACAAGAAGUCGCAGUAGAUAGCAACCUUAUCGAUGCCCUCUGCUCACGCAAACG